AUGAGAGAAUGGCUUAAAAACCUGAACUUUGAGGAGAAGGAAAAAAUAUUGUUCACAUGGCAAAAUUAUAAUCCAGAAAAAUUGAAAGAGGCAUUUGUAAAAGAAUUCGAUAAAGCUUAUAAAUUAUGGCGUGAUAAUGUCUUUUACCCGUCUUUGGGAAAACCCGACGAACUCAAAAGAAUGUUGAUUUCAAAAUUUACAAAAAUUGGUAAAAAACAUAGCGAUUUAUUGGAUAAAAUCAAAAAAGAGAUGGAAAAUGAAAAAAAGGAGGAUGAUAAAAAGGAUGCUGAAAAGAAUGCUGAAAAAAAGGAAAAUUUGAUAAAAUCACUUUUUGUGAGCCUAAAUAUUAAAAAAUUCAAAAAAUGGCGUAAAAUAACAAAAACAAGCAUUGAAAAAAUUCAAAAAGUUUUUCUUAAAAAUAUUGACUAUAGUUACAAUACAUGGCGCAAAACACUCAGCACUUUUUCUAUGCCUUUGAGAUCUGCUUAUUUGACCUUUGGCGGGAAUUUGAUUCGGAAACUGGUUAAUGAGGUAGUUUUAUAG
This is a messenger RNA of Meloidogyne enterolobii, 543 nucleotides long. The record is from the annotation of a GenBank genome assembly. Lineage: Eukaryota; Metazoa; Nematoda; Chromadorea; Rhabditida; Meloidogynidae.